Messenger RNA from Thalassophryne amazonica, 414 nucleotides. Its product is annotated as hexokinase HKDC1-like. The transcript is spliced from 3 exons. The record is from RefSeq and is a predicted model, not a curated record. NCBI's taxonomy places the organism in Eukaryota, Metazoa, Chordata, Actinopteri, Batrachoidiformes, Batrachoididae. Gene Ontology annotation, biological process: glucose 6-phosphate metabolic process; intracellular glucose homeostasis; glycolytic process. Gene Ontology annotation, cellular component: mitochondrion; cytosol. The coding region runs from base 1 to 414 and encodes 137 amino acids. Gene Ontology annotation, molecular function: glucokinase activity; ATP binding; mannokinase activity.
AUGGGUGAUGAUGGCGCAUUAGAUGACAUCAUCACACCUUAUGACACUGAGGUGGACCAAAUCUCUGUCAACCCUGGGAAACAAAGGUUUGAGAAGCUGAUCAGUGGGGUGUAUUUAGGAGAAAUUGUCCGCCAAGUUCUACUGGAUUUAACCAGAAGAGGUUUGCUUUUUAGAGGACGUGUCACAGAACCUUUAAAAACACCUGGAAUAUUCCAAACCCAAUACCUGUCACAAAUAGAGAGUGAUCGCCUGGCUCUACUGCAGGUCAGAUCCAUUCUCCAGAAGCUGGGACUUGACAGCACCUGUGAUGACAGCAUCAUUGUCAAAGAGGUGCAACAUGGAAAACUAAUGAGCAAUGCUAAGAGUCAGACAUGGUGUCCUUUUGCUGCUGUGCCACUGUUUUGGCUUAUCUGA